Solanum dulcamara is the source of this 945-nucleotide messenger RNA. RefSeq lists its product as uncharacterized. Bases 142 to 828 code for a protein of 228 amino acids. The record is from RefSeq and is a predicted model, not a curated record. NCBI's taxonomy places the organism in Eukaryota, Viridiplantae, Streptophyta, Magnoliopsida, Solanales, Solanaceae. The transcript has a single exon.
AUUAUAUUAGCUGCUGCACUGGGAUCAAGAAAAGCGAGUUCCACCGACGACACAAGACCAUCAAUAUCAAAGGUCCCAUAUAUAUUCCAUUCCCUCCCUUUUUAUUACUAACAUUAACUACAACCUAACAAUUAUAUAGAAAUGGGGAAUUGCUUGUUUGGAGGAGUUGGAGAUGGAAAUGAAGACAUGGUGAAAGUGAUUACAUCCACCGGUGGAAUCAUGGAAUUCGUUGCUCCCGUUACAGUCGAAUUCAUUGCAGAAGAAUUUCCGGGGCAUGGAAUAUUUAGAAGCCAGGAUCUUUUCUGGAAGCCACUGCCAGCGCAAGAAGUACUACUUGCAGGACAGUCUUAUUAUCUACUGCCGCUCAACAAAGAACAAAGCAAUAAUAUUAUUGAGGAUAAUGUUAUGGCCAAGAUAGAAAUAGGACAUGUAAGAUCAAAUAGUGUGCCACUUCCUCCUCAAAUUCAAAAUCUAGUGGUUGCACCGUAUAGAAUGUCGUUCGAUAGCCAAGGAUUAUUAAAAAGGUCUUAUACAGAAGCGUUGUAUAGCUACAACAACAGCAAUAGCAAUAGCCGCCGUCAGAAGCAGAGCAAGAAGAAGAACGGAGGCGGUUUUUGGAAAGUGAAAUUGGUCAUAAGUCCAAAACAACUAUUGGAGAUUUUAUCACAAGAGACUGCAACACAAGAGCUGAUUGAGAGUGUCAGAACUGUUGCUAAAUGCGGCAAAACUACUGGAUCCGCCAACUCCGUAGGAUUUUCAGAUUCAUGGAGUCUUUCGAGUAGUAGAAACACUUCAUCCUACAAAGAUGCUUUAUUUUCGUUAGAUUAGAGAUUAGAUCAGCACUGUUUCUUUGUUUUUUUGGGCAAUUCAUCUUUUGUGCCUGUAAUAUCUGUUGUAUUGUGUUCUGUUUCUCUUUCCUCAAUAUGCAUAUAUUAUCAAAUUAAA